Protobothrops mucrosquamatus (brown spotted pit viper) is the source of this 970-nucleotide messenger RNA. RefSeq names its product biogenesis of lysosomal organelles complex 1 subunit 2 (gene BLOC1S2). NCBI's taxonomy places the organism in Eukaryota, Metazoa, Chordata, Lepidosauria, Squamata, Viperidae. Bases 132 to 569 code for a protein of 145 amino acids. Gene Ontology annotation, biological process: lysosome localization; endosomal transport. The record is from RefSeq and is a predicted model, not a curated record. Gene Ontology annotation, molecular function: gamma-tubulin binding. Gene Ontology annotation, cellular component: gamma-tubulin complex; BLOC-1 complex; BORC complex. The transcript is spliced from 5 exons.
AAGUCAGCGGGCCGCUCCGGGCCGAGAGCGCAGCCUCCGAGAAGACGAGAGCGAGUAGCCCGGGGGACGCCAAGCGCGCUCGGGAGCCGCCACCGUCGCCCUCCGCGCUCUCCAUUUCCGGGAAGGCCGCCAUGGCGGCGGCCGCCGCCGCAUCCCUGGAAGACGGGCUGGAGGUCCGCCAGCCAGCCUCCAAACAGGAACCUGUUGUGGAAACUGCAGAAGAAGCCACAGAGCCAGCAGAAGCUGAUAUUAAUGAACUUUGUACGGAAAUGUUUACUAAAAUGGCUAUCUACUUAACAGGCGAACUGACUGCAACUAGUGAAGAUUACAAACUCCUGGAAAACAUGAACAAACUAACUAGUUUGAAGUAUCUGGAAAUGAAAGACAUUGCUAUAAACAUAAGUCGGAAUUUGAAAGACUUAAAUCAGAAAUAUGCUGCACUUCAGCCAUACCUGGAACAAAUCAAUCAGAUUGAAGAGCAAGUUGCAGCUUUGGAACAGGCUGCCUACAAGCUGGAUGCAUAUUCCAAGAAACUCGAAGCAAAGUACAAAAAAUUGGAAAAGCGAUGAAAGAAGGCUCUUAAACAUCUUCUAGAUUACAUGAGUUUUUUCCAGGAAGCCAAACCCAAGAUUUCUGCUAUUGAACUUCUGAAACAGAAUUUAUGCCUCAGCAAUGCAUUUGGACUAGAAUAACCUAAGAACUUUCAAAAGUAGCAGAGGCUACACAAGUCUAAGAAUAAAUUACUUUUGUUCUUGUAGAAUCUAUUCCCUUUUUACUAUUUUGAUAUUUAUUUUACUGAACAUAGAAGUCUCUCUUAACUACUUCAGUUCUUUAUGUAAGUAACACUUUUCUCUCGGCUUAGGUAUGAAGCAAGAAAUUGGUCACUUCUGCACUCUAUAAAUCCUUUCACUUGUUAAUCAAGAUUUGUUGCCUCCUGAUUGCCAUUAAAAUACCAUUGCUUUGCUAAAAA